AUGCAGGACUUUCUCUGGGGAAAUCACAGCUCUCUUACCGAGUUCAUUCUUCUAGGAUUCUCUCGUAAUGCAGAGAUAAAUGUUAUUCUAUUCAAUGUUUUCCUCUUCCUCUACCUCAUCACCCUUCUGGGCAAUGGGCUCAUUAUCACCUUGAUACACAUCGACUCCCGCCUCCACACACCCAUGUAUUUUUUCCUCAGUGUCCUAUCCAUUCUGGAUAUGAGCUAUGUCACCACCACAGUGCCCCAGAUGCUGGUGCAUCUGGUUUGCAAGAAGAAGACCAUCUCCUACUUUGGAUGCGUGGCCCAGAUGUACAUCUUUCUGAUGCUAGGAAUCACCGAGUCUUGGCUUUUUGCAAUCAUGGCUUAUGACAGGUAUGUGGCCAUUUGCCAUCCCCUGAGGUAUAAAGUCAUCAUGAACUCUUUGCUAUGUAGGUUAAUGGUGGCCUUCUGUGGAUUCUGGGGUAUCAGCUGUGCCCUGAUAUACACCGUCUCUGCUAUGAUUCUUCCCUAUUGUGGCCCCAAUGAGAUAAACCACUUCUUCUGUGAAGUACCCGCAGUUUUGAAGUUGGCCUGUGCAGACACAUCUCUCAACGACCAGGUGGACUUCAUCUUGGGCUUCAUCCUUCUGUUGGUCCCACUCUCCCUCAUCAUCAUUGUCUACAUCAAUAUCUUUGUUGCCGUCUUGAGGAUCCGCUCAACCCAAGGGCGACUCAAAGCCUUUUCCACCUGUGCCUCCCACAUCACUGUGGUCACUAUGUUCUCUAUUCCAUGUAUGGUUAUGUACAUGAGACCUGGCUCUGAGGCCUCCCCAGAAGAGGAUAAGAAGCUGGCUCUAUUCUAUAAUGUCAUCUCUGCUUUCCUCAACCCCAUCAUCUAUAGCCUUAGGAACAAAGAUGUGAAGAGGGCCUUCCUCAAAGUGACAGCCUGGGGCAAAGCACCAGAAUGA
Messenger RNA from Equus quagga, 948 nucleotides. Its product is annotated as olfactory receptor 2A12-like. Bases 1 to 948 code for a protein of 315 amino acids. The transcript has a single exon. Gene Ontology annotation, molecular function: olfactory receptor activity; G protein-coupled receptor activity. Gene Ontology annotation, biological process: G protein-coupled receptor signaling pathway. The record is from RefSeq and is a predicted model, not a curated record. Gene Ontology annotation, cellular component: membrane. Lineage: Eukaryota; Metazoa; Chordata; Mammalia; Perissodactyla; Equidae.